GUUUUAAUUACUAAUUGAGUGAAUGAUGAGUGAGGAAGAGGGAAAAAAUAGAGAGGAAAUUCCCGAGUGCUCGAAAACAGCUGUUCUGGUGGAGAGUCGACCGCUCCCAGAGGAUACGCCACAGGUCAAAGGGUAUGACUUCAAUCGGGGAGUCGAUUAUCACGAGUUAUUUGGGACGUACAAGCACUCGGGGUUUCAAGCCACGAAUUUUGGACUUGCUGUUGAGGAAAUCAACAAAAUGCUUGACGAGCGGGAAAAACCGCUGGGGGAGGGACAAGAUGAAUAUGAAGAGGAUGAAUUCAUCAGGAGAAAGAACUCCUGCACGAUUUUCCUGGGGUACACCUCGAAUAUGGCGUCCUGUGGAGUCCGGGAGUCCAUUCGUUUCCUCGUGCAGCACAAAAUGGUCGAUUGCAUUGUGGCAACUGCUGGAGGGGUCGAGGAGGAUAUUAUAAAGUGUCUGGGCCCCACGUACAUCGGGAAAUUCGAGUUGGAGGGAAAGGAACUGCGGGAUCGGGGGAUAAAUCGAAUUGGAAAUCUCCUGGUACCAAAUACUAAUUACUGCCUCUUCGAGGACUGGCUGAUGCCUAAAUUGGAUGCCAUGUUGAAAGAGCAGGAAGAAAAAGGAAUUGUCUGGUCUCCAUCGAAAAUAAUUCAAAGACUGGGGGAAGAAAUAAAUAAUCCAGAGUCAAUCUACUACUGGGCAGCUAAGAAUAAAAUUCCAGUGUUCAGUCCAGCCUUGACUGAUGGCAGUCUCGGUGACAUGAUGUAUUUUCACUCCUUCAAAAAUCCAGGACUCAUCGUAGACAUCUUAUCGGAUUUGAGGAGAUUGAAUACGAUGGCUGUGAAAGCUGUGAGCACUGGAAUGAUUAUAAUUGGGGGCGGCUUGAUUAAACAUCAUAUAUGCAAUGCAAAUUUAAUGAGAAAUGGCGCGAAUUUCUCAGUAUUCCUGAACACAGCCUCUGAGUUCGACGGGAGUGACAGUGGUGCACGUCCCGACGAGGCCAUCUCCUGGGGUAAAAUUCGGAAGGACGCAAAUCCCGUAAAAAUCUACGCAGAGGCGUCACUCGUGUUUCCUCUCCUGGUGGGUGAGACAUUCGCCCGAAGAUUCCACCAGAGAGCCUCAAACCCCUAAUUACAAUCCUACAAAUCAUCCCUCACCCCAG
Messenger RNA from Fopius arisanus, 1163 nucleotides. It is a transcript of the gene Dhps, whose product is annotated as Deoxyhypusine synthase. Gene Ontology annotation, biological process: peptidyl-hypusine biosynthetic process. Gene Ontology annotation, cellular component: cytoplasm. The record is from RefSeq and is a predicted model, not a curated record. Bases 23 to 1132 code for a protein of 369 amino acids. Lineage: Eukaryota; Metazoa; Arthropoda; Insecta; Hymenoptera; Braconidae. Gene Ontology annotation, molecular function: deoxyhypusine synthase activity. The transcript is spliced from 7 exons.